CUUGCAGCGUGGUGGUGCAACAACAUGAAAACUACACUUCCCUUUUGAUUCAGGUUGAAAUGGCGUGAAACAACUAAAUUUGGAACCGAUUCAAAAACCGCGUGUCGGAUGCCGCAGUCAGUUUACGUCAUAAGUGUACUUACCUUGUUCAAAACAAAGGAUCAGGUUGAUUCACUGUUUAUUUUCAAGUACAAAGACAGUGACACAUUUAUUUUUGUCUACGCAAUCUCAAAGAGUUAGUCCGUCAUUAGUUCAGCUUCGUACAUUGUAAUUGAUAUUACUUUUUAUAAGUAUUGUUUUGGAUUAAGAUUACUUGUCUGACGAAAAAAAGGUGUAGGAUUCAUUUCAAGAGAUACAGAAAUUUACACAGAAUGGGUUAGUUCGCUUACAGUAGCGUUAACAGCAAUUACAAGGUGUCGUUGAAUGUACACAAGAACAAAUUGGAAGUAGCCAACAGAUAUUGAAUCCUCAUGGUUUUCAAAAUACUCGGAAAAAAUAUUAAGAUUACCAGGAAAAGUACAUAAGCUGAAUAACGAAACAAGGAACUAAGCCCAGUAAAUAUAUGGAGAAGAAAUGAUAGAAAUUGUGUCCAAGUGAAACAUACAUUCCAAUAUAAUCUCACACUAAUACUUGAUGAUGGCAUCAGCAGGAGGAAGCUCUGGACCCGGUGGAGAGGGGGGACCAUUUAAAAGGUUUCCGCCACCACCAUCUCCAAAAUUUGUGCCUAGAACUGACAAUGAAGAACCGCUCACUCCCGACACAGAGGAUCAUGUGCAGGAACAGACUGAAGGGAUUUUCAAAAAUUUUAUUUAUCAGAGACUUCAGGAUGAUCAAAUGAAAAAUCCGGGUGAUUUAGAGACACCAUUUGUGCCUGAAUUGACAAACUUUCACGAUGCUCCUCUCAGUGCCAAUGCACAGAUAGGCAGGCGGCUAGCACUUAUAGGAGACGACAUCAAUAGGAAAUAUGAACAUGAGUUCAGAGACAUGAUACAGGCGCUCAGGAUCACUCCAGACACAGCUUAUGAAGCAUUUGCAGGUGUGGCCAGAAAGUAAGUAAUGCGUUUUUCAGGGCAAGGUUGGUGAGAAUGUCUUGAGUUUGAAUUUGUGCCAUGCAUGCAGUGAAACUUGUCCUUUUACUCACUUAUCACACAACUAAAAAGUACAUGCAAAUAAGAUUUUGCUGAUGAAAAAUGAAAUUUUAACCAAAUCGACAACAGUUCCAAGGCAUAGAUAUAGGUAAAAGAUAGUGUAAAAGAAAAAAAAAAAAUGAUUACUUCUUGGGAGGUUGAGAAAAAGCACCAAUUGUAAUGUCUGUAUUUUCAAUCAGUUUAAGUCAUCAUAACCCAGGGGUCAUUGGCAAAGAAAGAAAACCCACAUGGUGUC
This is a messenger RNA of Lingula anatina, 1383 nucleotides long. RefSeq names its product bcl-2 homologous antagonist/killer. Lineage: Eukaryota; Metazoa; Brachiopoda; Lingulata; Lingulida; Lingulidae. Gene Ontology annotation, biological process: intrinsic apoptotic signaling pathway in response to DNA damage; extrinsic apoptotic signaling pathway in absence of ligand; release of cytochrome c from mitochondria. The record is from RefSeq and is a predicted model, not a curated record. Gene Ontology annotation, molecular function: porin activity; BH domain binding. Gene Ontology annotation, cellular component: mitochondrial outer membrane.